Messenger RNA from Diceros bicornis minor, 5083 nucleotides. It is a transcript of the gene NUP107, whose product is annotated as nucleoporin 107. Gene Ontology annotation, cellular component: nuclear pore; nuclear pore outer ring. Gene Ontology annotation, biological process: mRNA export from nucleus; protein import into nucleus; post-transcriptional tethering of RNA polymerase II gene DNA at nuclear periphery. The transcript has 30 exons. The record is from RefSeq and is a predicted model, not a curated record. NCBI's taxonomy places the organism in Eukaryota, Metazoa, Chordata, Mammalia, Perissodactyla, Rhinocerotidae. Bases 493 to 3246 code for a protein of 917 amino acids. Gene Ontology annotation, molecular function: structural constituent of nuclear pore.
CCCCCACGUCUUUUCUCUACGGCGGCUUAGCGAGGACAUACUUCCGGGUCGAAGGAUUUGCUUCCGGAGAGCGGGAAGGCUGAAACGCGGUGGCUAAGCUGGAGCCGAGACUGCAAGGCUCUCGGUGGGGCAGGCUGUAGCCAUGGACAGGUAACACUGGGGCUGAAAGAGGAUAAGGAACUGGGUCAAGGUUAGGAAGCUAGUAAAUAGAAGAACCAAGUUGCCAGCCUGGCUGUGUGUCUGCAGACUGCAGGAGGCUGUUUGAUGAGUAAGCAAGUGUUCACCAGGUGGGCCAAGGGGGCAAACAUAGGCCCCGGUAAAAGAAAAGGGAACUCCUCAAUCCAUCAGAGGAAAGAUUGACCUUCGUGAGGCGGUUAUCUAAAACAGUGUUAUAAUAUAGAUUCCAAGUGUUGAAAUAAUUCCAAAGGAGAAAAUACCACAGUGAAUGCCAGAAAGUCAGAGAAGCCUUUGUGCAGGAGUGGCUUUGGAGAAAUGUCAUCCCCUGUGAUCCGGGAGGCGGAGGUGACACGGACUGCACGGAAACAGAGUGCUCAAAAAAGAGUUCUAAUUCGGGCAUCCCAAGAUGAAAUUUUUGCCAAUACUACACCAAGAAACCAGGGUAUCCCUCAAACUCCCAGCUCAUUUCGACCACCCUUUACUCCACCGAAUCGAAGCUUGCUAAGGCAGCCGGAUGUCUCCUGCAUUCUUGGAACAGGAGGGAGGUCUCCCCGGCUUACACAGUCUUCAGGGUUCUUGGGAAAUUUGUCUAUGGUGACUCACCUGGAUGACAGUAACUGGGCCGCUGCGUUCUCGUCACAGCAUCCGGGGCUCUUCACGAGCGCAGAGCCGCACAGUGUAACAGAGGACGUCACGCUCAGCGCUGUGAUGUUACGUGAGGAUGACCCCGGAGAAGCUGCAUCCAUGAGCAUGUUUUCUGAUUUCCUGCAGUCUUUUUUGAGGCACUCUUCCACUACCGUUUUUGAGCUUGUAGAAGAGUAUGAAAACAUCUGUAGUAGUCAGGUAAAUAUACUGAGUAAAAUCGUGAACCGAGCAACACCUGGACUUCAAAAGUUUUCAAAAACAGCCAGUAUGCUGUGGCUCCUUCAGCAGGAGAUGGUCACGUGGAGGCUGCUGGCUUCUUUGUAUAGAGACAGAAUACAGUCUGUUUUAGAAGAAGAGAAUAUGUUUGCAGUUACUGCUCCUAAUGCCAGUGAAAAAACAGUUGUGGAAGCGUUAUUUCAGAGAGAUUCACUUGUCCGACAAAGUCAGCUGGUGGUAGAUUGGUUAGAGAGCAUUGCCAAAGAUGAGAUUGGAGAUUUUUCCGAUAAUAUUGAGUUUUAUGCAAAAUCAGUAUAUUGGGAAAAUACUCUGCAUGCCUUAAAACAGCGGCAGCUGUCUUCUUAUAUAGGCAGUGUCCGUCCUCUUGUCACUGAACUGGACCCUGAUGCUCCCAUGAGACAGAAGAUGCCCCUUGAUGAUCUGGAUAGAGAAGAUGAAGUCAGAUUACUGAAAUAUCUUUUCACUCUAAUCCGUGCUGGAAUGACAGAAGAGGCGCAACGACUCUGUAAACGUUGUGGUCAGGCCUGGAGAGCUGCGACCCUUGAAGGCUGGAAGCUCUACCAUGACCCGAAUGUUAAUGGAGGAACAGAAUUAGAGCCUGUUGAAGGGAAUCCAUACAGAUGUAUUUGGAAAAUAAGUUGUUGGAGAAUGGCAGAAGAUGAGCUUUUUAAUAGAUAUGAGAGAGCAAUUUAUGCAGCUUUAAGUGGGAAUCUUAAGCAGCUGCUUCCUGUCUGUGACACCUGGGAAGACACAGUGUGGGCCUACUUUCGGGUGAUGGUGGACAGUCUGGUGGAACAGGAGGUCCGGACAUCAGUCAUGACUCUGGAUGAAACGGAAGAACUCCCUAGAGAGUACCUGGAAGCCAAUUGGACCUUAGAAAAGGUUUUUGAAGAACUUCAGGCUACUGAUAAAAAGAGAGUUCUGGAAGAGAAUCAAGAACAUUAUCAUAUAGUUCAAAAAUUCCUUAUCCUGGGAGACAUUGAUGGUUUGAUGGAUGAGUUCAGCAAGUGGCUUUCCAAAAGCAGAAAUAAUCUACCUGGACACCUCCUUCGCUUCAUGACUCACCUCAUUUUGUUUUUUCGAACGCUGGGACUACAGACCAAAGAAGAAGUUUCCAUUGAGGUUUUAAAGACAUACAUACAGCUUUUAAUAAAUGAGAAACAUACAAAUCUCAUAGCAUUUUACACCUGUCAUUUGCCUCAAGACCUGGCUGUUGCCCAGUAUGCGUUAUUUUUGGAAGGAGUUACAGAGUUUGAACAGCGUCACCAUUGCCUGGAAUUAGCCAAAGAAGCAGAUUUGGAUAUUGCAACUAUAACAAAAACUGUAGUUGAGAAUAUUCGAAAGAAAGACAACGGUGAAUUCAGUCAUCAUGACCUGGCCCCAUCCCUGGAUACCGGCACUACUGAGGAGGACCGUUUGAAGAUUGAUGUAAUUGACUGGUUGGUAUUUGACCCAGCACAGAGGGCGGAAGCACUAAAACAAGGCAAUGCAAUAAUGAGGAAAUUCUUGGCAUCAAAAAAGCACGAAGCUGCAAAAGAAGUAUUUGUGAAAAUUCCUCAGGAUUCUAUAGCAGAAAUCUACAAUCAGUGGGAGGAACAAGGAAUGGAAAGUCCACUUCCUGCCGAAGAUGAUAAUGCUAUCAGAGAACAUUUGUGCAUUCGAGCUUAUCUGGAAGCCCAUGAAACCUUUAAUGAGUGGUUUAAGCAUAUGAAUUCAGCUCCACAAAAACCUACUUUGACACCUCAAGCAACUUUUACUGAGAAAGUGGCUCACGAACACAAAGAAAAGAAAUAUGAAAUGGAUUAUAGCAUCUGGAAAGGGCACUUGGAUGCUCUCACUGCUGAUGUGAAGGAGAAAAUGUACAACGUCUUGUUGUUUGUUGAUGGAGGGUGGAUGGUGGAUGUUAGAGAGGAUGCUGAAGAAGACCAUGAAAGAACACAUCAGAUGGUUUUACUGCGAAAGCUCUGUCUGCCAAUGUUGUGUUUCCUGCUUCACACCAUACUGCACAGCACGGGUCAGUAUCAGGAGUGCCUGCAGUUAGCAGACAUGGUGUCCUCUGAGCGCCACAAGCUGUAUCUGGUAUUUUCUAAGGAAGAACUAAGGAAAUUGCUACAGAAGUUAAGAGAAUCCUCUCUAAUGCUCCUAGACCAGGGACUUGAUCCAUUAGGAUAUGAAAUUCAGUCAUAAUUCAUCUGCUCUUUGUAAUCUCACUAAUUUCCAUGAUAAAUGGAAUUUUUUGUAAAAUAUACAUAUUUGUAAUUACUGGGUUUUUUCUUUUGCAUUAUCAUGGGGAAAAUGUUUGUAAAAUUUAGACAUUUAAAUUUUGUACUUUUCAGAAUAUUAUGGUGACAGUGAAAAUUUAAUGUAUUAUAUCACUAUUUCUCUUUAUUAAUAAAAUUAUAUAAAAUUAAAAUUUUCUGUUCUUAGAAAUUCCAGGAUUAUCUAUUAUGUAAUAAGAAAUUAAAUUUCCUAUUAUCCCACUUUUUUCCUGUGAUCAUAAGUACUCUGUAUCUUAAAAUUAUAAAGAGGAUGGAAAGUAGGUUCAUUUUUAAGCCAGGUAUGUAAUUUGUCAUUUAUCAUAAAAUUUAGUAUUUUGUAAAUAUUACAGUGAAGAAGAUGAACAUAGCAAGAAUAUUAUUUUCUUUACUUUGAAGACAUUUCUAGUGUAUUAACUCUCAUGCAGCAGACCUGCUCUAAAAUAAGCUGAAGCGUGGAAGGACUGAGUGUAGCACCUGGCACACAGUGAGCACUGGAGACGGGGGGUACAGAGUGAGAGAGGUCGAAUCCAGCCCUCCAGCCCUCCUAGCAGGGGAAAUGCAGGUCAUCGGAACAGGAAGAAACUAUUUCCAGCUGAAAGGUCUCCAAGGAAGUAGGAUUUGGGCUGGGGUCUAAGUAAAGCACUGAAUUAGCAAAGAGAAUAAAGCACAGGAAGGUGAAGGCACUGCAGAUUAAGGAAUCGGCACGAGAAAGGCCUAGAACUGGUGAGUGCACGUCUGUGCAUCAGCAAGUGUGCCAAACGGACGAGAGCGCAGGGCUCACAAAUGGGAGAGAGCGAGACUGGGACAGAAAACAUGGUCUAGACUAGUAGCUCCCACGGCUGGCCGAUGAUCUGAAUCACCUGUGGAGUUUGUUCAGUUCCUAUUUAUAGAUGCUCCCCCUGGAGAUGUCUGGCUCAGGAGGCUGGGAUGGGGUCACGAUUUGCAUUGUUAAGUAUAAAUGCCAUGGCUGCUUCUAAUCAGCUAGGUUCGGGGCCUUCUGGCUUAAAUCAGGGGUGGGUGCUGGGUCCUGCACCCAGGGCAGCAGUCAGUCCUAACUCUGGCCUCUUGGCGUCAGCAGGGAGGAGGUGUAGAGGCAACGGGUUCUGCCUCAAGUUUGGAUUUAUGCCAGCCAAAGUGAUCCAGAGGUGAAAUGUUCAUUCAGCAAAGCCUCUUGAAUUCUUACACCUCACCAGGCGUCCAUUUAAAAAAUGAGGGAGAGCAGUAUGAACUGAUAUGGAGGGAUAACUCGAACAAAACAUGUAUGGGAUUUGUAUGCUGAAAACAACAAAAUACUGAUGAAAGAAACCACAGAAGAGCAGAAUAAAUGGAGAGACACACCAUGUUCAUUAACUGGAAGACUCAUGUAGUCAAGAUGUCAGUUCUCCCCAAAUUGUUACAAGUUGAGCACAAUUCCUAGCAAAAUUCCAGCAAGAAAACAGAUUGUCUGUUAGUUGGUAGACUGAAUUAAUAUUGAUUUUCUUAGGUGUGACAGUGGUACUGUGGCUAGGAAGGAGAGUGUCCUUAGUCUUAGGAGACGAACGCUGAAAUAUCUAGAGACUAAAGGUCGUGAAGUCUGCACUCGGAAAUGGUUUAGCUUUAACAUAAAAGUCAACAGAGAUAAAGCAAAUAGGGCAAAAUGUUAACUAAUGGAUCGAUGUGAAGGGCACAGCAGUGUUUAUUAUACUAGUCAUUCAACUUUUCUGUUGAUUUAAAACUUUCAAGAUAAAAGAUCUGGGUGGAGUUCAAUAAAUCGUGAUGGAACAACU